AUGGUUUUCCCGCAAACACCUCAAGCAAAAGGCAUCCUGUGGGAACUGAAGAUUUGUUGCUGUCACCGGGAUAGAUGUGUUGAGACCUCUGACUCUCAGCUCCAAAGUCCUAACCGCGGGUUGGGUCGAGGAGCAGCCCCUGCUCUUGAAACCGUCCAGGAGGGAAGCGUCCCGACUCUCACUAGCGAAAGCUCGGGAGAGACUGUUAAAAAUCCAAAAUAUGCUGGCGACAGUGGUAGUGAUAGUCCUGGAAAUAAAAGCGCUGGGUCGAAGAUUGAGAGCAAACAAAUGUUGACACCUGCAAAUCCAAAAUCGGACGAGGUUAUCGCGAAGCGUUCCUUUACCUCACUAAGCUCUGCGCGGGGCAAAAUCGGGGAAACUUCCAUGACAAACAUGACCGUAGAAACAGAAACUGUUAGUUCGAUACCUCAAGUCUCGUUGGUUGGAGGGGCUGGCGAACGGGGGAGUAGGAAGGAUCCCAGUGCAACGAUUCGCUUACGGGCCAGUGAUGAGACCAUCCGGCCGAAAAAGGAGAAGAAGAAAACGCGCAAGCCUACUGUGCCAAUUGGAACGGUGUCAUCAAAAGCGGAUAACUUUGAGGCCAAAGUCGCUAGUGCUGUCGAUGAUGCCGAUUCAUCUGAUUCCGCAGAGACCUUUGUCUACGAGUCCAACCCGCCAGACCCUCACCCAUCGCGGCAACAUCGAUAUCAUUCACGGACGCCAAGUGCGGCAUCCAUGGUUGGUCAAUUUGAUCAAUACGGGAACCGCUUGCGACCUGGUGUCAGAGAUGCUCUACAUGGUAUCACCGGAAAACGAAGCAUGAAAUUCACCAACACUUCUUCCUACAACACAAUGGACGGCGAAGGUGAAGAUCGCUCGGCUGGUAGAGGCAGUGCACGGGGAAAUGGACACAUGCAUACAGCUCGCCAUUAUCAUAUUGGGCGGAAUGGAAGGGGCGGUGCCCAUCAGCCUGUGUUGGAUCAAUCGCCUUUUCAGUCAUCUCAGAGCUCUAAAGUGCCCCGACAUUUUCUUGGCAAUGGCCACAGUCGAAAUCUGAAGAGAGACGGAGAUACAUAUGGGUAUGACUUCGACGCCGAAGGUGCUGAUGACGAACGGACCCCUCUAGUUGGAGCAAUUCGAGGUAUUCGCGGCCGUAACCGACGGCCGAACAGCUCCAGCCUGAGACAGAUGGAGUAUUUCGGAAGCCGACGAAUUGGAUUCUGUGCGCGAUAUGGUAUAUGUGCGUUACUUUUGAUGCUGCUGCUCGUCCUCACUGGUGGAUCGACCGUAUUCAUCAUUGGGGCCACACAGUCUCUUAAAAACGUGCAUGUCCGAGAAAUUCAAAACGUUCUAGCUUCGGAACAAACAAUAAUGCUUGACCUGGACAUUGAAGCCGUUAACCCCAAUUUAUUCGCGCUCACGAUUAGUGACAUGGAUGUGAAUAUCUUUGCAAAGAGUAGGUACGUUGGUACUGAUGCGUUUUGGAGAGAUCGAGGGCCCCACCCAAAGGAGCUGCCUCGAACUAAGGACAGCAAAAAACGUGCAAUUAUGGCGAGAACGGUGAACAGCGGUGCUCGCGACCGGGAGUCCGAAAUUUUGAGCCCACGCCCGACGUUCAAUGCCACCGGUGGUGUCGACAAGGGAACAGAUCCUAUUCCGGACGACGACCUCAGCGGAGAUCCACAAACCAUGCUACUAGGCCGGAUAUUCCAUUUCGCAUCACCCCUGACCUUUGAGCCUUCACCCUGGAAGCACAUCGCAUCCAACUCAACCGGCCAGGUACGAUUGACGAAACCAGGGAACAAAACGGAGGAAGGAGGAUCUCUAAGAUGGGAGCGUGUUCUCCAGCAUCCGUUUGAAUUAAUCGUCCGCGGAGUCGUCAAGUACCAGUUGCCAAUGAGUUCUGGCAUGAAAUCAGCCUCCAUAAGCUCCAAAAUCAACGUUCUACCAGACGACGGCGACAAAGAUGGCAAUGGCGGUGAUCAUGGAAAUGAUGAUGAAGUUCCAAGUGACUCGGUUCACAUCGAAUAA
Messenger RNA from Uncinocarpus reesii 1704, 2031 nucleotides. RefSeq lists its product as uncharacterized. Gene Ontology annotation, biological process: positive regulation of phosphatidylinositol biosynthetic process; protein localization to vacuolar membrane; vacuole inheritance. The record is from RefSeq and is a predicted model, not a curated record. The coding region runs from base 1 to 2031 and encodes 676 amino acids. NCBI's taxonomy places the organism in Eukaryota, Fungi, Ascomycota, Eurotiomycetes, Onygenales, Onygenaceae. The transcript has 2 exons. Gene Ontology annotation, cellular component: fungal-type vacuole membrane; PAS complex.